GGUGAUGCCAAUAGGUCGGACACAGAUGAGGACAAGACGUCGGCCAACUUUGAUGAUGAUUUUGAGAAGUUGAAAGACCUCCGAGCAACAGAGAUGAAGAUGUACUCGCUCGCCGUCACCCCGAACGGGCACUUGGAGGGCAGGGGCAGCAUGCCACCUCCCAUCAUCAUGCGCACCGCGGCCACCCCGAUGCCCACGCCGAAGUGCUCCCCGCACAUGGACUCGGUGCACACUUUUGUGGACUCGAGGCGAGGGAGCAAUGCUUCGCUAGACCCUGUGAGCUACGAUCAGAAGUCCUUGUCCAGCCUCCGCAGCUCCCCUUGCGCCAACUGGGGGACCAGCAGCAACUGGGGGAGCCGCCGCUCAAGCUGGAACAGCCUGGGCAGAGCCCCAAGCCUCAAAAAGAAGAACCAGACGGGCGAAAGAGAGUCCUUGCUCUCAGGGGAGGGGAAAGGCAGCACGGACGACGAUUCCGACGAUGCCAAGUCCAGCACGGUGAGCAGGGCCUCGCUGCAGCGCCGGGCCGAGUCCCUGGACUACCGCAGCGCCCUGGACCUGCCCGAGCUGCUGCAGCUGCCCCCCGCGCGCCCCUCGCUCAGCGUCAGCCCCGUGGCCGUCCUGCCCGCCGAGUACCAGGACUGCAACGGCAAGAUGGUGCACGUGCCCAGCGAGUUCUUCCUGCGCGUCGACAGCCACAAGGAGGACGCGCUGGACUACGAGGACGACAUGGAGGAUAGUUACUGCUACCGGAUUCGUAAAGUCUUAGAGCCCUACAAACCAGAGUGGUGCAAGAAUCAUGAAGAUUGGUCCCUCUACUUGUUUUCCCCACAGAAUCGGUUCCGAGUGAUGUGCCAGAAAGUCAUUGCCCACAAAAUGUUUGAUCAUGUGGUGCUGGUCUUCAUAUUUCUCAACUGCAUCACGAUAGCGCUGGAACGACCGGAUAUAGACCCACAGAGCACGGAAAGGAUAUUCCUAAGUGUUUCCAAUUACAUUUUCACUGCAAUCUUUGUGGCUGAAAUGAUGGUUAAGGUGGUAGCUCUUGGCUUCUUCUCUGGGGAGAACACCUAUCUCCAGAGCAGCUGGAAUGUCCUAGAUGGAGUCCUGGUCUUUGUAUCUAUCAUUGACAUUAUUGUCUCCAUGGCAUCGGCAGGCGGAGCUAAGAUCCUGGGUGUCCUUCGGGUAUUGAGACUUCUGCGGACCUUGAGACCUCUCCGAGUCAUCAGCAGAGCCCCAGGUCUGAAGCUGGUGGUAGAAACCUUGAUCUCCUCCUUGAGGCCUAUUGGGAAUAUCGUUCUCAUCUGCUGUGCUUUCUUCAUUAUCUUUGGGAUUUUAGGGGUGCAGCUUUUUAAAGGCAAAUUCUACUACUGUGAUGGUCCUGACGUGAAAAACAUCACUACGAAGACUGACUGCACUAAUGCACGCUACAAAUGGGUUCGGAGGAAGUACAAUUUUGACAAUUUGGGACAGGCUCUCAUGUCUUUGUUUGUCCUCUCCUCCAAAGAUGGCUGGGUAAACAUCAUGUACGAUGGUCUGGAUGCUGUGGGCAUUGACCAACAGCCCAUCCAGAACCAUAACCCUUGGAUGCUUCUCUACUUCAUCUCCUUCCUGCUCAUCGUCAGCUUCUUCGUGCUCAACAUGUUCGUGGGGGUGGUCGUGGAGAACUUCCACAAGUGCCGGCAGCACCAGGAGGCGGAGGAGGCCCGGCGGCGCGAGGAGAAGCGGCUGAGACGCUUGGAGAAAAAGCGCAGGAAAGCCCAGCGCAGGCCUUACUACGCGGACUAUUCCCCAGCGCGGAAGUACAUCCACAGCCUCUGCACCAGCCACUACCUGGACCUCUUCAUCACCUUCAUCAUCGGCGUCAACGUCAUCACGAUGUCCAUGGAGCACUACAACCAGCCCAAGUCCCUGGAUGAAGCUCUCAAGUACUGCAACUAUGUGUUCACCAUCGUGUUUGUGUUUGAGGCCGUUCUGAAGCUGGUGGCGUUUGGUUUCCGGAGGUUCUUUAAGGACAGGUGGAAUCAGCUGGAUUUGGCCAUCGUUCUUUUAUCGAUCGUGGGCAUCACGCUGGAGGAGAUUGAGAUGAACGCUGCCCUGCCCAUCAAUCCCACAAUAAUCCGCAUCAUGCGGGUGCUGAGGAUAGCCAGAGUGCUGAAACUACUUAAAAUGGCCACUGGGAUGCGAGCUCUCCUGGACACAGUGGUGCAGGCCCUUCCCCAGGUAAGCCCCCAGACUUGA
Messenger RNA from Tinamus guttatus (white-throated tinamou), 2235 nucleotides. NCBI's taxonomy places the organism in Eukaryota, Metazoa, Chordata, Aves, Tinamiformes, Tinamidae. The record is from RefSeq and is a predicted model, not a curated record.